AUGUCGGAAAAUAAGCCCCAAAGCGAUUUAUUUGAAAGCCCUAGAUCGACCUGGGAAGGUUGCAGUGUCUUGCUUGACAUCAACGACGGCGACCGUUUGGUUUUCGCUCGUCUCUCCGCUGGAGCGACAUUGAAGAUUGGGAAUAAGAAUUGUUCUCUGAAACCCUUGCUUGGCUGCCCCUUUGGUUCUUUCUUUCGCGUUGAAAACGGAGCGCAAGGGCCGUAUUUGUCUCGCUAUACUCCGUCCACAGAAGGUAAUAAUGUUCUAGAAAAAGGUGAUGGCCAGUCAAUAGAUGAGUUGAGAGAUAAUCGAGCAUUAGUUGAUAACAAUAAAGCGCAAAGCCUAACUGGUGAAGACAUAAACGAGAUGCGACGACUGGGUGCAACUGGUGAUGAAAUUGUUGAAGCUCUCAUUGCAAACAGUGCGACAUUUGAGAAAAAGACUGUGUUCUCACAGGAGAAAUAUAGGCUUAAGAAGCAAAAGAAAUAUGCUCCCAUUGUACUUCUGAGGCGCCCUUUCACUAGAAGUAUAUGUGAGGCGUACUUAAAGAAGUAUCCGACUAGAAUUGGAUUCUUGCGAAUGGAUACAUUAUCUCUUCUGCUUUCCAUGGCUAAUGUCUCUGCAAAUUCUGAUGUCCUCGUAGUGGAUAUGGUUGGAGGACUUCUUACUGGUGCUGUGGCAGAGCGUUUAGGAGGGGCGGGCUAUGUCUGCAACACAUACAUUGGUGGCUCGCCUUAUCCUAUUGAUAUAGCGAGGAUAUUCAACUUCGGAGAUGAAAUUUGCAAGAGGAUUGUGAGGUCUCCUCUCACUGAUCUCUUCUCUGUGCAAAAUGGUCUGCAAAAACCAGUAAGUCAAGAUUUGGACUCUUGUAACAUGGAAAGUCAGUCAAAUGACCGAAUUUCUUCACCAGUCAGCAUGGAAGAAGUCUCUCUUGCAUCUGAAAAUGUGAUCUCGGAUGUUAUUCCUGAGUCUACCAGUUCUCCAGUAAUCAAAAUGUCCAAACCUGCAAAACUGGGAGAAAAAGCACCACAGGAAAUCAUCAGCUCGUGGAAAGAGCAUGGUUUCUCUUGUUUAAUAAUAGCAGCACCAGAGCUGGAUACUUGGAGCUUAGUUAAGGAGAUCUUUCCACUUAUGUCAAAUUCAGCUCCUUUUGCUAUUUAUCAUCAGUAUCUUCAGCCUCUUGCAACAUGCAUGCACAAUUUACAACUGGGAAAAAUGGCAAUUGGCAUGCAAAUUUCAGAACCUUGGCUACGCGAAUAUCAGGUACUUCCCUCAAGAACCCAUCCAUGCAUGCAGAUGAAUGCAUUCGGUGGUUACAUUCUCAGCGGGACCAAGAUAAGUCCCAACUGA
Messenger RNA from Prunus armeniaca (apricot), 1350 nucleotides. The record is from the annotation of a GenBank genome assembly. NCBI's taxonomy places the organism in Eukaryota, Viridiplantae, Streptophyta, Magnoliopsida, Rosales, Rosaceae.